Aspergillus saccharolyticus JOP 1030-1 is the source of this 1089-nucleotide messenger RNA. RefSeq lists its product as uncharacterized. The coding region runs from base 409 to 1089 and encodes 226 amino acids. The transcript has 2 exons. The record is from RefSeq and is a predicted model, not a curated record. Gene Ontology annotation, cellular component: nucleus. Gene Ontology annotation, biological process: positive regulation of DNA-templated transcription. NCBI's taxonomy places the organism in Eukaryota, Fungi, Ascomycota, Eurotiomycetes, Eurotiales, Aspergillaceae. Gene Ontology annotation, molecular function: chromatin DNA binding; transcription coactivator activity.
GUGGCUUCCCGUCCGUCUUGUUUCAGCUUGAGUUGCCCUGGAGCUGGCUUCACAUACCCAGUCCCUUCUCCCAUCGCCAGUGACGGAACCCUUUGCACGACUUCCCACGGUCAGUCAUUCGUGUACCAAGAGCGACAAUAUAUCCAACAGGGCUAGAACAUCUCCUUCCAGUCCGUCACAUAAGCCAAUAUGUCGAUCAAGUAUGUAUAAGACCCUUUCAUCAUCCAGUAGCCCAUGGCGGUCUACUCGUUUGCCCCGAGUAAGAAGCCUACCAGGUUGUCUUUAUUGCAUCAACGUACAUCGAAGGUGUUAUCACGUGUCUAAGAAUACAGACAAACCCGGUGCCAACUCACCGCUAUCGACUACCUACAAUGUUCUUGAGCUGAUGUGCGAUUGUAUAGCUGGGUGAUGCUUCAGGACCAGGAUGGCUUUGUCCGCCUGCCGCAUGAACAGCUGGUCUAUAAAUCACCUCCUCGCACUAGUCUCUCUAUACAACCACUGAGCUCAGCUGGCGGCAAAAAUGCCUUUUCCAUUCAGAGCAGUGCAGGUCAAAUCUAUUUGACAAAUCAAAGGGUUGUUUAUAUCCCUUCGCAGAAGUCAGAGACCUUCCAGUCAUUCUCUGCGCCACUGCUGAACAUUCACGAUACCCACGUCACCGCUCCCUUUUUUGGGCCCAAUGCAUGGAUCGCACUGGUCCAACCCGUGUCUGGAGGCGGGAUUCCUCCAUCCUUGCCUGCUGUACAGGCCAAAGUGACAUUCAAAGAAGGAGGGGCAUUCGACUUUCACAAUCACUUUGAGCGGAUCAAGGAGCGUCUACAGCAGGCGGUCGAGAACUCGCAAGCCAGCAGUCGCGGAGCACGGAACGUUGACCUCUCCACAAUCCAUUUGGAUGAACUGCCAGCCUACUCUGGUCCCAGCAGUGCUGGAGGAGAGCAGGCUCCCUCCGAGCCAAUGAUGAGUUCACGCGGCCAUCAUGGUGAAGCAGCAGACACAGACUCCAGUUUGGUGGAACCACCCCCGGACUAUGAGACGGUUCAACAGCAAAGUGUGGCGGAUGAAUUGGAGGCGAGAUUGCGCCGUGCCAGCUGA